Messenger RNA from Aspergillus melleus, 4745 nucleotides. It is a transcript of the gene pmt4, whose product is annotated as dolichyl-phosphate-mannose-protein mannosyltransferase. Bases 139 to 2475 code for a protein of 778 amino acids. Gene Ontology annotation, molecular function: dolichyl-phosphate-mannose-protein mannosyltransferase activity. Gene Ontology annotation, cellular component: membrane; endoplasmic reticulum. Lineage: Eukaryota; Fungi; Ascomycota; Eurotiomycetes; Eurotiales; Aspergillaceae. The transcript has 4 exons. The record is from RefSeq and is a predicted model, not a curated record. Gene Ontology annotation, biological process: protein O-linked glycosylation via mannose.
CAUCACCAUCGUCCUCCCCUUCCCCGAAGUGAGAGAGAGAAAAAACAAAAGACACGCCUCUCCUUUUCUAUAAUGUUCUCUUCGUAAUCAUUUACUUCUAGCUGGUCUCCAAUCGUUAUCCAAUCUUUACCCGCUAUCAUGUCUUCGUCUCCUUCGCCCUCUCUCCGUAAGAGAGGCGGAAAGAAGGAGGCUUCUCCCGCGCCGUUGGACGGCGGUGCCUCUCCUUUGUCGCAAUCCGCAACCCCCAAGCCUCAGUCAGAAUGGGAUUAUCGGCUGGCCAUAACCGUUCUGACCGUGCUGGCAUUCAUCACCCGAUUCUAUAAGAUCUCAUACCCCGCGGAAGUAGUGUUUGAUGAAGUACACUUCGGCAAGUUCGCAUCCUAUUAUCUACAACGUACCUACUUCUUCGAUGUGCACCCUCCGUUCGGCAAGCUUCUCUUCGCUUUCAUGGGCUGGUUGGUCGGCUAUGACGGUCACUUUCUGUUUGAUAACAUCGGCGACUCGUACACCGAGCACAAUGUCCCUUACGUGGCUCUCCGUGCCAUGCCCGCAACUCUCGGCGCCCUGACCGUCCCGGUGGUGUUCUUGAUCAUGUGGGAGUCUGGAUAUUCGCUGCCUGCCUGUGUUCUGUCUGCUGGCCUUGUUCUGUUCGACAAUGCGCACAUUGGUGAAGAUCGGCUCAUUCUCCUGGAUGCCAGCUUGGUGCUUACCAUGGCACUGAGCAUUCUCUGCUACAUCCGCUUCUACAAGCUGCGCCACCAGGCUUUCGGGCGAAAGUGGUGGAAGUGGCUCCUGAUGACCGGUGUUUCUCUCAGCUGCGUUAUCUCCACCAAGUACGUCGGAGUGUUCACUUUCGUCACCAUUGGAGCCGCCGUCUUGGUCGACUUGUGGAACUUGCUGGACAUCCGCCGUGCCAACGGUGCGUUGAGCAUGAUCGAGUGGACCAAGCACUUUGUGGCCCGCGGAUUUGCCCUCAUCGUUGUUCCUUUCUUCUUCUAUUUGUUUUGGUUCCAGGUCCAUUUCGCCAUUCUCACCCGUUCCGGCCCUGGCGACGACUUCAUGACCCCUGCUUUCCAGGAAACCCUCAGCGACAACGCCCUUUCCGCGCAGUCAGUCAACAUCCAGUACCACGAUGCCAUCACCAUCCGUCACAAGGACACCAAGGUGCUCCUGCACAGUCACUGGGAGACCUAUCCUCUCCGCUAUGACGAUGGUCGUAUCUCUAGCCAGGGCCAACAGGUGACCGGAUAUCCUUACAACGACACCAACAACCAGUGGGAGAUUAUCCCAACCAUUCCCUUGGAGCUUAAUGAAGGCGAGGGCCACAAUGUGCGCAACGGCGACGUUGUUCAGCUCCGUCACCUUGGCACUGACACCUUCCUCCUGACUCACGACGUUGCCUCUCCCUACUACCCUACCAACCAGGAAUUUACCACCGUCUCCCAGGAGGCGGCCAAUGGUGAUCGACGCAACGACACCCUGUUCGAAAUCAAGAUCGAAAACGGCAAGGCUAAGCAGGAGUUCCGAACCCUUUCGAGUCACUUCAAGUUGAUCCAUGUCCCUACUCGCGUGGCGAUGUGGACUCACACCACUCCCUUGCCGGAGUGGGGAUUCAAGCAGGCGGAGAUCAACGGGAACAAGAAUGUUCUUCAGAGCAGCAACUUGUGGUUCGCGGACUCCAUCGAGUCGCUGGAAGAAGACAGCCCUCGCAAACACAAGGAAGAGCGCAAAGUGAAGCAGCUCCCCUUCUUGCGGAAGUACCUGGAACUUCAGCGUGCGAUGUUCUUCCAUAACAAUGCUCUGACCAGUAGCCACCCUUACGCUAGCGAGCCCUUCCAGUGGCCCUUCCUCUUGCGCGGUGUCAGCUUCUGGACCAAGAAUGAUACCCGGGAGCAAAUCUAUUUCUUGGGUAACCCCAUCGGAUGGUGGAUUGCCAGCAGUCUGUUGGCGGUGUUUGCUGGUGUCAUUGGUGCUGACCAGCUGUCCCUUCGUCGUGGAGUGGAUGCCGUCGAAGAAAUUUGGGGUCCUGGAGCACGAUCUCGUCUGUACAACAGCACUGGUUUCCUGUUCCUCUGCUGGGCAGCUCACUACUUCCCCUUCUGGCUGAUGGGUCGUCAGCGUUUCCUACACCACUACCUGCCCGCUCACCUCGCCUCGGCGCUGGUGACGGGCGCGUUGGUUGAAUUUAUCUUCAACCUCCAGCCGGUCUCCGUGGGACAGGGCUCGACCGACGGCGAAGACGACCCUUCAGGCAAGGCCAAGGCCUCCACUUCUGUGCGCCACUUCGUUACCGCCAAGGAGCGCAUGGGCACCAAGUCCUUCGUUGCUGGGUGGAUUGCAACCUUGGUCAUCUUGGGAGCCACUUUCUGGGGAUUCUGCUUCUACGCUCCUUUGACGUACGGUACCCCCGGUUUGGAUGUCGACGGUGUGAACGCACGCAGAUGGCUGGGCUACGAUCUGCAUUUCGCUAAAUAAACAUCACGAUCCGCAACGGCCAGCGUUGCUGUCCAUUGACAGCGACAAGAAACAAAACAAACGCACCCAGGAUUGGCUCUUCCUGUCUCCCCUCGGGUGUAGGCGCUCACCCGCCUUGUAGAUUAUAUUCGUGCUUAUGAGCAGGUCUUCCCUUUGUUUGGCCUAUAGUUAUGAUGUUUCUUGGUGGGAAUUCGGAGGGGCUCGUCUCGUCGAUAAUGCACCGGGACUACAUUGAUUUACAAUCACGAGUGGAAGGGGUUAUGUCUUCUUAAUAAGAUCCCUGACUGUUAUCCCAAGUGGAGUUUUGGGGGCAUAUGGGAUUGUUCAAGUGGACUAGAGCGAGGAUCCGUUUUCUCCUAGCAUAUUUUUCAUUUUAUCUCAUUUCUUUUUCCUGUUGCAUCUUGUCCUGUUUCGAUAACAAUGUUUCACUAACCUGAAAGACUCAAAAUAGCGUUUUCUUUUGCAUAUCCUACAAUCAAUCAAUAAAAAUUCCAUUACCCUGAUGAAGCCGAUUAAUUAAAACGCUAGGCUACGCAGGCGCCUCAUCGAUUGAAGCAGAAUCUCGUGUCCGUACGCUAUAUAAACCCACAAUGCAGUAAGUAGAUAAUUGUCCGCCUUACUCAGCUGAGCAAACUGGAAUUGCCGAAGUAGGCCUGUUUAAUGUAGCGGGUCGUCUGCGGUGUAUGAUAACUGCAUCGUAGGUAGUCCUGUGUAUACCUACGCAAGCCCUCGAUCAAAUCAAGGCGCUCCUAGCAGAUCCUAUAGGUGUUUCUGUGACAUGCUUGGUCUUGUAAAUUCAUUCUUUCAGAGUAAAAUGGCUGACUAGCUACGGGAGUAGAAAGAAGAAGUAAUUGCAGCACUUAGAGAUAAAAUUUGCAAGGAUCAAAUAAAUAUAGUGUACAGUGCUAAUUGACUGAAUAAAAACAACACAGAGUAACGCCUAACAGGAGUAUCAUAUCAUAUCAUAACAAGAAAACAAAAGAAACAAGUUCGAUCACCAUUUCGCAGCUUCCUUAGAAGGCCAUUCUCUUGCCGAUCUCACUCUCCCACCCGCGAGUCCUUUCGAACCCGUUCGACGCGGUCUGGUAGUCCAUCAUGGCCUGGUAGACCUCCUCCUGGCUCGUCAGGACGAAGGGUCCGUACUGCACGACCUUCUGGUCUAGCGGCUGACCGGCGACCAGCAUGAAGCGAGCUUCAGACUCGGCGUUGUCGGGCACGGACGCCUCGACGUAGUCGCCGGGUUGGUCGAAGACGACGUUGUGGAAUUCCUUGACCAGUUGAGUGGAGUCGUUGGAUCCGAACACGGUGGUGCCGCCCAGCGUGUAGGCAAAGGCGUUCCAGCCCUGUGGCAGGGGCUGGGCGAUGCGGCCGCCGGGCUGGAUGGUGACGUCCAGCAGCCAGACGGGGGUGUAGGCGAGGUCGCGCACGGAGUCGACACCAUGCGACUGGCCCGAGAUGACCUUGACGGUAACGCGGCCGUCGUCGACGCGGGCAGUGGGGAUCUCGGUGGCGCGGAGGUCGCGGUACCGCGGCUCGCACAUCUUCAGGUGCUUGGGCAGAUCGACCCACAGCUGCAUGCCGACGUUAGGGGAGCCGUCGGGAUUCUCAUGCGGCAUCUCGGCGUGCAUGAUGCCGCGGCCGGCGGUCAUGAACUGCAGGUCACCCGGUCCGAUGGUGCCCUUGUUGCCGGCGAAGUCCUCGUGGUCGACCCCGCCAGAGAGCAGGUAGGUGAUGGUCUCCUGGCCGCGAUGCGGGUGGUCGGGAAACCCGGCCCCGCGCCCGAUCGUGAAGUGGUCGAGCAUCAGGAAGGGGCUGAAGUUGCGCAGCUUGGGGGUGCCGAUGGAGCGGCGGACCCGCGCGCCGGCGCCCUCUGCUUGCUCGAUGGCCAGGAAGACCUGUCGGAUUGCUCGAGGAAUGGCCAUUUCGGUGACUGGAAAGACGACUGGAUAGAGAUCGUGCGACUGGAUGUUGUCGGUGGUGAUAGGAGGAGUCUGGAGACGCUGCAAUAGAGUGGAAACUAGAGAGUGGACGUUGUCCGGAUGAAAUGGAGUAAAGGUGGAUCUAUAAGUAUAGAACAGUGGAAGGAAGAUAGCUGUGAUGCCGAUGAAAAAAGACAGAAAGGGCCUCAUGGACGCGACGAGCGACUCUUUAUACGGGAGCGGGAGUGUAGCGGGAACUUGGUAGAAAAGACUAGAGCCAUUAUUAGGCGAAGUUUGUCACGUCUUAUAAGGAGUCAAAUAAUCAUGAAGCGUUCUGGAAGGUGGAUUCUA